CGGCAUCGAGGGUUCCUCCGGCAACGGGAUGAGUUCCGAAAUCCCGGUGGAAACCUCUUCGGUUGCCAUGGUAGUGUCGUCCUCACCGCUGCCCUUCGGGUCAAGUGUGGGGGCCACAACCAUGACGUCUUUCUCGAUGCCAAGCUCAAUCUUCGGGUCGGCCCCUCGACCCAUUCCUGGGCUCGAAACCACGGGGGAUUACCCCGUCGGUAAUUCGAACCCCUUUCUCGGACCGACUAUGGCUUCGGCCUUGACGGUCAUCCUUGGACCGAACGCGGGUUUUCCCACACCGGUCAACUUAGGACCGAACGCGGGUUUCCCCACAUUGGUCAAUCCAUUCGUUGGACCUCAUUGGGCGACCAACGGGCCUUUUCUCCACACGCCCAAUGCAGUUGGGCCGAUAUCGGUGCCCGCUAGAUCGGUUCAAAGGCCACCGAAGUUCAAUGGGACGAACUUCAAAAUGUGGCAACAAAAGAUGAUGUUCUUCAUGACCGUCUUGGGAUUUGCUGAGUACCUGCAGCAAGAUCCCCCUCAGCCCAAUGAAACCAACAACCCCCUCGUGGCGAUGGUGAACCAAGCAUGGUACCAUAACAACUAUCUCGCCAUCAACAUUAUCCUUGAGGGGUUGGGAGAUUCAUUGUACCCCGUCUACGCCGGUGCAAAGCUUGCCAAGGAGCUUUGGAAUAGCUUGAACAAAAAGUAUCAAGCUGAAGAUGCCGGAACAAAGAAGUUCAUCGUCGGAAAGAUGCUGGACUACAAGAUGGUCGACAGCAAAUCUGUUGUCGCCCAGGCUGAGGAGCUUACGGUAAUCUUCAACAAGUGCAAUGAAGAGAAAGUAGGCGUCAGCGAAGCCUUCCAAGUGGCAGCCAUCAUCCACAAGCUUCCCCGGUCGUGGGAAGACUUCCAAGCCGACCUCAAGCUCAAGAAAACGGAGCUAAACCUGGAGCAACUGCUCACACGACUGAGAAUCAGAGAGGAGGGGCUUGCUAGAAGAAGUGGAGGGGCAAAGGCGAAUGUUGUAGAACAUCCGUCGGGCUCUACACGUGGCGGGAAGGACAAAAAGAAAAUGGGUCCUAAGGGUGGUGUUUCAAAAUUUGCAGGGAAAUGCUACAACUGUGGCAUUACCAGGCAUCGUUCCUCUGAUUGUAGGAAAAAGAAGCCACAAAAGGGAAAGAAGAAACCCACUGAAGCCAUGUGUGCGGAGCUUGACAACUUGGACCUCUGCGCGGUCGUUACCGAGGCCAGGGUUAGGGGAGGGAACUGUCCAGGGGGAGUAGCCCGAAGGUUGCCGGUGAUUGCCGCCGCUGCCACGACCGCGACCGCCACCGCGACCCCGGCCGCGGUUGCCGCCUCCACUGCCACCGCCGGAAUUCCUGCCGCGUCCGCCGUAGCCGCCGCCAUAUCCGCCGUCAAAUCCGCCGCUGCCGCUGCUCCCAGACCUGCCGUGGCCGCCGCCUCGGUCUCGCGGGUAUCCGCUGCCCGUAUGUCCGCCGCCGCCGCCGGUGCUGAGGAGGGCUGUGGUCGGCUCGCCGGCGCCAUAGACGGCGUCGGUUUGUUGCUGUUCGACGAGGAGAAGAGCGGACCGAACUUCCAAGAAGGACGGGAGUGGAUUUUGGUAUUGCAAAAAUUGAACUUGACUCCGGAUGUUGUGAGGAAGGCCUUGAAGAACCUGGAGUACAAGAGCAUGUUCGGUGACAGGAGCAUCCACGUCGUCCAAGUACUCGGAGAGAUUCUUGAGAAGACGACAAUAUUCGUUGAUGGAGAGUUGGCCCUUGACAGUUAUCUUGCUUUGAAAAGAAGUUCAAAGCGCAGCAAGAAAUCUGUUGUAAUGGCUUCACCGAUUCGAAGAAGCGGUAGAUUGCAGCUUGCAGAGAUUAUGAAAAGGCCAAAAGUACACGCUGCGCAUGUCGACUUGGGCGAUGAUGAAGAGGAUUCUGUGGAAGAUGGAGAAAAGGGGAGAAUUUUGGCUACCACAAUCAUCGACCUAGUGUCGUUGAUUGAGAGUGCACCACCUGGUACCAUGGAGAAUGAUGUGUUCAAGCAGCUGCAGCUUGCAGCGGGUAGAUUAUUGGGUCUGGCACAACGUAGAGGUGGUGGAAGCUUAGAAACACCUGAGGGAGGAUUUUCUGAGGUGACUUAUGAUGAAGGUUUCUGGAGCGACCCUGCAAACAUAGAUCAGUUGAUAGCGAAUGAACAGGCAGUGCUGGCACGUUCAAAAUACAAGAAGAUCAUGGAGGAUAUGCCAUCGUUCAGUCUGGGGUUCUCGCAAUUGGAUGGAGAGAAUGAGAAUGUGAAUAUUGAUGGUGGUGAUAUGGGUGCUUGCAGAAAUACACCUAGAACUCCUGCAGUUCGGGUUGUGAAUGAGCCGGAGAGUAACCCAGGGGUUGAAAAUGAUUUCAUAACACCUGGAGAAGUGCAAUUUGAUAGGGAUUUGGAUGGUGGAAGCAGGAUUCAGCCGGACAUGAUUGGUAUGACAGCGGUUGCUGGUGUGAGUGCAGUGGGUGAUGGUACUGUGCGAGGAACUGUUACAGAAUGUUCAAAAGCAGUGGUGAGGCCAUGCAAUGCAGCAAGGAAGUUGGCUAGGACAUUAAAACCUGCGAGCCCUUUGAGAUCACCCUACCUUACACGACCGAUAGAUCUUUCCGAUGGAUUAUCUGUCAUGGAGAGGAGGGUGACGAAUUGGGUGUUGCAGAAUCCAAAUGCUCCAAAGGAUGAAGCUGUUUUCGUGAAGGAUGGAUUGGAGUUGACAAGAGGUGAAAUUGCGUCGUUGGAUAUUGGGAAACAUAUUUCCAAGAGGGAGAUAGAUGUGUGGUCAACAAUACUGAACCACAAUGAGAAAUUCAAAAGUGACGAAUCCCCGUUGCGUGUGUUCGCUAGGAGCAUGGAUUGUGUUGUAAAUGGGAAUAUAGUAGAUGUGUCUGAGGCGAAUGUGAAGAACAUGUUUGCGAAUGCGCUGCUUCCUGCGUGGGAUGACAUGGCAGAUGAUUUCAACUGGGGAAAAGCUGAACUGUUUUUCUUUCCUAUUAUGCAACAGAACUGGGCAUAUGUGUUGUGUGUUGACCUAAAAAGCAGACGUUGUGACAUCCUGGAUAGCUCUUCAACGAAAGCAAAAAACGAAGACAGAUAUGGCGACAUGCCAAAGCGAGUUGUGAGGUUGUUGGGUGAUUUUCUUGAGCAGCAGAGGUUCGUUUACAAAGGUAAAUGUGUUAGAGAAAUGCUUGCUAAGAGAAUUACGUUCCCUUGGAGAGAUCCGAAGGCUACAUUUGACUAUGGUGUGGCGACCAUGCGUCAUAUGGAGACGUAUAUGGGGGAUGGUGGCAAGGGAUGGAACAGUGGAUUGUCGAAGAUAAAUCAGAAGCCUAUGAUGUUGCUGCGCUGCAAGUACUGUGCAUGUAUACUUCUAAGCCCAGUUAAUGCACUGUUGGACAAGGUUUAUGCAGAGUCAGAGAAACUCGAAAGGGAGAGGAAGGGAAAGGAUCCUUAGUGAACCCACCCCUAGAAUGGCUGCAUCUUAUUUUUGUGUGUUUGUUGAAUUAUUUUUAUUAGUUGUUGGUGAAAGUUGGUGACACCAUACAUUGAUGGAAGUGCUAUAAGGAAACUAGUUAUCAGCCCAUAGAUUGGUUUAUUAUUUUUUUUUUUUGUGGAUUUGAGGAAAUUGUUUUUUGUAGAAGGUGUGACUGGUUAUGGUUUUUUGAAUGAAGAUGUGGUGUUGCC
This is a messenger RNA of Cuscuta campestris, 3714 nucleotides long. The record is from the annotation of a GenBank genome assembly. Lineage: Eukaryota; Viridiplantae; Streptophyta; Magnoliopsida; Solanales; Convolvulaceae.